Tympanuchus pallidicinctus (lesser prairie-chicken) is the source of this 5092-nucleotide messenger RNA. It is a transcript of the gene HAPLN1, whose product is annotated as hyaluronan and proteoglycan link protein 1. The coding region runs from base 379 to 1452 and encodes 357 amino acids. NCBI's taxonomy places the organism in Eukaryota, Metazoa, Chordata, Aves, Galliformes, Phasianidae. Gene Ontology annotation, molecular function: hyaluronic acid binding. The record is from RefSeq and is a predicted model, not a curated record. The transcript has 5 exons. Gene Ontology annotation, biological process: cell adhesion.
AGCAUGCUGGGACGCUCUGUGUGUGAGUGAGUGAGACAGACCGCGUGUGUGGGUUUAUUUUUUCCUCUCAUUCCUGGGGUUUGAAUGGAAAGCACGUUGAGCUGUAAUUAAGACAUCUUGGAGGCGUACUUAACUUAUGACGUGUUGCUUUUCUUUUCCUCUCGGUGAGAAAGUGGCUCUCUUUUCCCUGAAUCAGGUCCUCUGCCACCUAGAGCCACAAAGAGACACUCGGGACAUAGGCACACACACGCACACGCCAACUUAAGGUGAGCACCAUAAACUUCCUCUGCACUUCGCUGUCCUGUUUCAAACUGUUGGAGAGUUCUGAGAGCAUCUUGACUCGGGAGCUCCACACAAGUGAACAAGAUACUUGUGACUAUGAAGAUGACGAGUCUACUCUUUCUGGUGCUCAUUUCUGUCUGCUGGGCAGAACCUCAUCCUGACAACUCAAGCCUAGAGCAUGAGAGGAUUAUUCACAUCCAAGAAGAAAAUGGACCUCGCCUACUUGUAGUAGCAGAACAAGCUAAGAUCUUCUCUCAGAGGGGCGGCAACAUCACACUGCCUUGUAAAUUCUACCAUGAACACACAUCAACGGCUGGAUCAGGAGCCCACAAAAUCCGGGUCAAGUGGACCAAACUCACCUCAGAUUACCUCAAAGAAGUGGACGUCUUUGUCGCAAUGGGACACCACAGAAAGAGCUACGGGAAGUAUCAGGGCAGAGUGUUUCUGAGGGAAAGCAGUGAGAACGAUGCCUCUCUUAUAAUCACAAAUAUAAUGCUGGAGGAUUAUGGGAGAUACAAGUGCGAAGUGAUUGAAGGAUUAGAGGAUGACACAGCAGUGGUAGCUCUGAAUUUGGAAGGUGUUGUAUUCCCCUAUUCUCCACGUCUGGGUCGUUACAACCUAAACUUCCACGAGGCUCAACAAGCCUGCCUGGACCAGGACUCCAUCAUUGCCUCCUUCGACCAGCUCUACGAGGCCUGGAGGUCAGGGCUGGACUGGUGCAAUGCUGGCUGGCUCAGCGAUGGCUCGGUGCAGUACCCCAUCACCAAGCCCAGGGAGCCCUGCGGGGGGAAGAAUACAGUGCCUGGUGUCCGAAACUAUGGCUUCUGGGAUAAAGAGAAGAGCCGAUACGAUGUUUUCUGUUUUACUUCUAACUUCAAUGGUCGUUUUUACUACCUAAUACACCCAACCAAGCUGACCUAUGACGAAGCCGUGCAGGCCUGCCUGAAGGAUGGUGCUCAGAUUGCCAAGGUUGGGCAGAUAUUCGCUGCCUGGAAGCUCCUUGGUUAUGACCGCUGCGACGCCGGCUGGCUGGCAGACGGCAGUGUCCGCUACCCCAUCUCCAGACCCAGAAAACGCUGCAGCCCCAACGAGGCUGCAGUCCGCUUUGUAGGCUUUCCUGAUAAAAAGCACAAGCUGUACGGUGUCUACUGUUUCAGAGCGUACAACUGAAAAUACCUAGAGCGCAACAGUUUUAAAUUCAUUAAGAACAUGUGAGAGAUUUCGAUAUGAACUCGUGCAAGUUACCAAAACUGUGAUAAACCUUUCUUUCUUACUGUAGAGUCAUUUUCAUAAACCCAACCCAUUAAUUUGUUUUUGUUAAAAUAUUUUUGUAAAAGUAUCAUUCCAUAGAUAUUUAAAAUUAAUAUAAUUUAAUGGAAGCUCUAGGUAAGAAGAGACAAAUUCAUUAAGCUACGUCAUCCCAACAAAAUAUAAGUUUCGUGAAUGGGGCAUGCAAUAGAGCUUGACAAUUGCUAGGACACAAUUAUGGAAUGUAAGGCUACUCAAAGCAGAAGCUUUUAAAAGCACAAAUUUUACAUAUUUGUACCCGUUUGAGAUAUACUGCAAAUUGAUUGUAUCUGGAGUUUUAAAAUAAGAUGUUUUUGUUUAUAGGGAUCAGUGAGGUUUUGCAAAAAAUAAAAAUAAAAAAUAAAAAAAAAGGCAACACAAAACCAAUAGCAAGCUAGAUUAGAAAAGACUGUUUUCACUGUUUUUGCAUGGGAACAAUAUAGAGUUUAAUGAAAGCAGUUAAAACAGUCCAGAAAUAUAGGAUUUAUUUUGCAGCAUAAAACCCCGCCUUUCUGAAAACGAGUCUUGUGAUCCCAUACAUAUUUACAAGCACAAUUACUUCUGACUGUUUCAAUUGUGUUUUGAAUGUGUAUAAAUCACUGAACAGGUGGGUUAAUAAUUUAUAAGAAAACCCUACUUUCUUCUUAACUCAAAUUAAAGAUGCCUGAGAAGUAUUGCAUUACCUUUGAGUAGCUUUACUGAGUUAUUUUAAAACUCUUAGGGCCAUUUGCUAAGCCGCAUAUAGCAUCUACUCAGGGCAGUUGUGUAAAUGAACUGCUGGACAGAAAAAUUAUAGACUUUAGCAGCUUGAAUUUACAUUAGCCUUUGAAAUGUUAUUGUCUUAAUGAAAGAUAUUAUAAUAUUUAAUAUUUCUUAGCUAUUUACACAUCACAAGAAAUAAAAAUUGGAAAAAAAAAUUAAAUGAUUAAGUCUUAGAAGAAGAUUAUUAAAUAAAAUCUGAAACCAGCUAUUAAGGUUUAGAAGAGAAAAAGUACUUUAUUUCCUUACAUCUCACCUGUAUCUAAAUAUACAUCUGCUUUUUAAACUAUCAAUGAAAAAAAAUUAGUACUGCUAGCCCUGAAUUACUGAAAUACUUCCCUCUAAAUCUGUAGUGGUCUAGGCUGAAGAUGUUUACCUAUAUCUGCCAGUGUCUGAGAUAAACUUGCACUGUGCAUGGUGCCUAGGAUUUUCAGCGCUGCCUAAAGUACUAAGUCCUCCUUAAAUGCCAAUUUGAGGGAACUUGAAUUUUCAGUGAAAACUUAUUUUGGAUGCAGCAAUUCUUGGUGCUCAUCUUCAGAUACCUUAACGCAACCAGAUUUCCACAAAGCAGGUGCUCAAGGCUUUCUGAAAAUUUACUCCACUAAUGGUGUCUCAAGCUGGAUAUCCAAAAAACAGAGGCCACUCAUAAAAACAUCUUGGUCUUGAGUAAUCUUUUAGGCAUUUUGACGUUCUCUAUCCAGUGUUGGUUCUACCACUUAAAAAUGUAGAACUCUUUUCCUAUUCCAUGCUUGCUGACAUUUAAGAUAUCAGAGGACCAAUAUUUGUAUUGCACAAAGUUUUGUAUCUUCCCACUGUUUCAAUAUCUAACAGAGAUGUAUCUAAGUAGGCAACAACCAGUAAUCUUUCAUGAAGAGCUUAGGGUAGAUAUGUUCCCAUGGACAUGAGUAAAACUGAUUCCCAGAGUGGCUGUGGUCCUAUGUUAAAAACCUGUGAACAAACCAGGAAUAAUAAACAAUAGGACUGUAGUGGAGAGAUACCAUGGUGUGUGGUAUGUUGUGCUGGAGUUCAUUCCCAUUAAGCUCAGAAGCAACUCUCCAUCCUUCCAAGUCACUGUUAGUAUGACUUCUUUCUCAUACCAUUCAGAUUUAACAGAAGUUGGUGCCAAACUACUCCUUUCCCUUUUUUGUUCAAACUGAAAGCUGGAUGCUCUUGGAGCUCUAUUACUUACUUUUUAUUAGAGAGUAAUUAUAAGCCAAGCCCUUAAGCCCACAUAAUCUUUACCCAUCAGCCAUUUUUUAAAUCAGUGCCCAUUUCACACACUUUCUUAGGGCACCAGAGCCUUUUCCACACAUUUGGGAGAAAAGAGAAACAGAAACGGAAAUAGAAACAAAGAAUACUUGUGCAAGAGGAGGAAUGGAGUGUGCAAGACUGGACUGUGACCAGUAGAAAUACAUGUUGUUCCCCCAUCCAACCUUCAAAAGUAUGGAAACAGAGGCCAACAGUAUUUCAGAGUCUCUUCUGGAGCUUGGACAGGGAGACUGUGGAAUAGGAAAAGCCAUGGGGAAUGUCCCAGAGUAGUUGUUCAUUCAGCUAGAACCAGACCUGCUGCGAAGUGGGCAGAUCCAAAGAUCUGCUUGGCUGGUGGGAGCCUGCAGAUGUUCCUACUGCACAGCAGCUAAGAGACCCUCGUGGAAUUUUGUUUUGUUUUGUUUUGUUUUUUACCUCUCCAGAGAAACCCUUCACAGGGUUUCACCCAGACACAUUUUUUUUGCAGGAUUGGGGAUUAUAAUGUACCUGCAUAAAAAUGUAGUCAUCCAACCCACUCGUGGGGCUGGCUGAAGUGCCCUCACUGCUAGACCAAAGGCACUGCAGGAAAGGCGAAGCGAGCCUUUCAUCACCUUUGCAACAUGUUGGGGAUGGCUGGUCAGGUCCUAAAUCACAGCAGUCUCAGGCUUGCUCCUGCUUAUGCUUUUUGCCUCCACAUCCUGGGGCUGCCGCUGUGACAGCCCGGGCGUAGCACGUCACCCCGCUCUGUGCGUCACCCAGCCCGGCUGGUGGCUGAGCAGGCUCUGCACUACCCAUGCGUCCCCUGGCUCUGGGAGACGUUCUGCUGCUCCCAGUCUGGCAGCAUGACGAGGCCAUGGCACGGCAAGGAAGGAGCGGCGCUGGGCUGCGGUGUGAGCACAAGCGGCAAAAUUAUCGCUCAGCUGUAGCUUUAAGUUCACACUGAAGAUACCGCUUGCUAGGAAGCAAAUGCAAUGUAAUGGAGUCUCAGUACGUGAAUUUACAUCUGUCAUGUUAAUUACAAAAAGCCCAGUAGGCUAACUUGGGAUCAAGCUAGUUUUAGAUCACUAUAUUGAUAUGCAGCAUUAUAUAUAUUAUUAUUACAGGUAAAGUUAAAGGGAUAGUGUGAUGAAAAUAUGUUUGUAAGGAAAAUAUAAUUAGCUCUAAUGUAAGCAGGUUUAAAAACCAUUAAAAGUGUAUGAAUACUUGCUAUAUGGGCACAGAUAGGCAAGAAGACAUGAAUUCUAUUUAUUUUUACAGCUACUGACUCCAUUUCCUUUUAUAAUGUCAAAUGUUAGGAUGUUGUCUUAUUUUUGAAUAAGCUAGCUAGGUGCUUGGAUAAAAACCUUAAAAAGCAGCUUAAGAACUGGAUAAAAGUCUGUGCUAUUUUCUGUUGGUGGGAGAAAAUUCUGUCACUAGAAUCAAUUCAUGUUCUCUGUCGUUAUCUUGUAUUUCACAAUGUAUCUGAAUUUUAAUGCCCAUGAAUGACAACAAUUAAAUCAUGUUGUUUUUUUCAGUA